Sinocyclocheilus grahami is the source of this 5523-nucleotide messenger RNA. Its product is annotated as transcription initiation factor TFIID subunit 1-like. The record is from RefSeq and is a predicted model, not a curated record. Bases 294 to 5306 code for a protein of 1670 amino acids. Lineage: Eukaryota; Metazoa; Chordata; Actinopteri; Cypriniformes; Cyprinidae. Gene Ontology annotation, cellular component: transcription factor TFIID complex. The transcript is spliced from 33 exons. Gene Ontology annotation, biological process: RNA polymerase II preinitiation complex assembly; transcription by RNA polymerase II. Gene Ontology annotation, molecular function: TBP-class protein binding; RNA polymerase II general transcription initiation factor activity; histone acetyltransferase activity.
ACAAACAGAAACGAAAAAUACACAUCUGCUACAGCCCGCGCAUGCAGCAGUGGCUGCUGCGCAUUCGUUGCAAAAGCAAAGCAGUUUGAGUUAUUUAUAUCUACUUAUUAAAUGAACUAAGCUUGCGUAUAAUAUUCUUGAACGUUUAGCGCGCAUGCUUUCACGCGUUACUUUUUCGCUAUCUGCUAACAGCUAAUCGACCGGGGUCAGGGAGAUCCUCCUUCGGUCAAAUUCUCAAUCGAGCCUGAGGACCCAGAGGCCUUCGAGCCGGAUAACAGCAAAAGAGGAGCAGGAUGUCAGACUCUGACAGUGAUGAGGACCAGGACCGGCCCUUCCAACUAGCAGGGUUUCUGUUUGGAAACAUCAAUGAGAAUGGACAGCUGGAAGAUGACAGUGUGCUGGAUAUGGAGUCAAAGAAGCACCUGGCUGGUCUGGGCUCUCUGGGUUUGGGUUCACUUAUUACAGAGAUCACAGCCAGUGAGGAGGACACAGUUGAGCAAGAGCAAGACCAGAGCAACACUGACGCAGAGGGAUGGGUAAGGAGCACAGAAGAUGCAGUUGAUUACUCUGAUAUCAGUGAAGUUGCAGAAGAUGAAACCCGCAAAUACAGACAGGCCAUGGGCAACCUCCAGCCAUCACGGAGAAUAGAUGAAGAGGAAGAUUACGAUGCUGACUGUGAGGAUGUCGAUGCCAAACUCAUGCCGCCUCCCCCUCCCCCUAGUCAGCCAACCCCUGCCAAGAAAGAAGACACGCCCACUCAGAACAGCAAUGUGACCGAUGAGGGUGAUGGCAUUAUCCUACCUUCCAUUAUCGCUCCAUCAUCUGUGGGCGAUAAGGUUGAUUUCAGCAGUUCAUCAGACAGCGAGAGUGAGAGUGAUCGACCGUCUCAGGGUUCAGGGACAGAUGGACAGGCAGGGUGUCUUACCCUCCCUCUUGCGGGCAUUAUGCAGAAAGAUGCUGCUAAAGCCCUGCCUGGAGUCACAGAGCUGUUCCCUGAGUUCAGACCUGGAAGGGUGUUGCGGUUCUUGCGGUUGUUUGGUCCUGGUAAGAACAUGCCAUCUGUAUGGCGAAGUGCUCGCAGGAAACGAAAACGGAAGCAGAGAGAGCCACAGUCAGACAUGGCUACAGGUGAUAAUGAAUCACAGCCACUUGAGCCAGGGGCUAAGAAAAAAUCAGGAUGGGAUUAUGAGUAUGCACCACCUCCACCACCGGAGCAGUGUCUGUCUGAUGAUGAGAUCAACAUGAUGGCUCCAGUGGAGUCUAAGUUCCUGCAAGUAUCUGGUGAAGGUGAUAAGGUGUCUGAGAUGAGGCCAAAGGUGGCUGAGUGGCGUUAUGGUCCAGCACAGCUUUGGUAUGACAUGCUUGGUGUCCCAGAGGAUGGCUGUGGCUUCUAUUAUGGGUUUAAACUCAGAGAAGACCAAGAGCAAGACAGUAAUGAAACAGCGGCUAAAACUGCUAACCCUCCAGCUGCUGAACCAGUCAGUGAACAGGAACCACACCAAGAAGCACAUGCUGAGGAGGAUGAUGUGUCUCCGAUGCAGGAUGAGUUGUUUUUAAUGGUUACCCAGCUGCAGUGGGAGGACGACAUCAUCUGGAAUGGAGAGGACGUGAAACACAAGGGCACUAAAACUCAGCGUGCCAGUCUGGCUGGGUGGCUGCCUACUAGCAUGACCCGUAACGCCAAUGCUUACAACGUUCAGCAGGGUCUAAGUCGCAGUAAUUCUCUGUUGGUUCCCUCAACCCCACCACCUUUGGUCAAAACUCCAUCCAUAUCAGGCUCUAAGAGGGACAAACAUAAUCAUGAUCAUCAAGUAGCUCAUGAGGAUGACAUCCCGUGGUUCUCCAUAUUCCCGAUUGAUAACGAGGAACUUGUUUAUGGACGUUGGGAAGACAACAUAAUCUGGGAUGACCAGAGCAUGGACCACCUCCCUUCUCCUCCUAUUCUUACUCUUGACCCAAAUGACGAAAAUAUCAUACUCGAGAUUCCAGAUGAAAAAGAGGAGAGAGCCUCUCAUUCACCCUCCAAAGAAAACAAGAAAGAGUCAGCACUGAAAAAAAGUCGCAUUCUGUUGGGAAAGACUGGUGUCAUCAAAGAUGAACCUCAACAGAAUAUGUCCCAACCGGAGAUUAAAGAUCCUUGGAAUCUGUCAAACGAUGAGUUCUACUACCCCAAGCAGCAGGGGCUCAGGGGCACCUUUGGAGGAAACAUCAUCCAGCACUCCAUUCCUACUGUUGAGUUGAGGCAGCCCUUCUUCCCCACUCACAUGGGACCUAUGAAACUACGGCAGUUCCAUCGACCCUCCCUUAAGAAGUACUCAUUUGGAGCGCUGUCCCAGCCUGGCCCACACCCAGCCCAGCCUCUCCUCAAACACAUCAAGAAGAAGGCUAAGAUGCGAGAACAGGAACGUCAGGCAUCGGGUGGAGGGGACAUGUUUUUUAUGCGCACAGCUCAGGAUCUGACAGGCAAAGACGGAGACCUAAUUUUGGCUGAAUAUAGCGAGGAGUAUCCUCCCCUUCUCAUGCAAGUUGGCAUGGCGACCAAAAUCAAGAACAACUACAAAAGAAAGCCAGGUAAAGACCCAGGAGCACCUGACUGUAAGUACGGAGAGACGGUUUACUGUCACACUUCACCAUUCCUGGGAUCACUGCACCCUGGACAGCUACUGCAGGCCUUUGAAAAUAACUUGUUCAGAGCUCCCAUCUACCUACAUAAGAUGCCUGAGACUGAUUUCCUGAUUAUCCGGACAAGGCAGGGCUACUUCAUCCGAGAGCUUGUGGACAUAUUUGUUGUGGGUCAGGAGUGCCCUCUCUAUGAGGUGCCAGGACCCAACUCUAAACGAGCCAACACACACAUUCGAGAUUUCCUCCAGGUGUUCAUCUAUCGUCUGUUUUGGAAGAGUAAAGAUCGUCCUCGUCGUAUACGUAUGGAGGACAUAAAGAAAGCUUUUCCCUCUCACUCUGAGAGCAGCAUCCGCAAACGCCUCAAACUCUGUGCUGACUUUAAACGCACAGGAAUGGAUUCUAACUGGUGGGUGCUAAAACCUGAUUUUCGGCUUCCUACCGAAGAGGAGAUCAGAGCGAUGGUCUCUCCAGAGCAGUGUUGUGCAUACUACAGUAUGCUGGUGGCAGAGCAGAGACUAAAGGAUGCUGGUUAUGGUGAGAAGUCUUUUUUUGCACCUGAGGAAGAGAAUGAAGAGGAAUUCCAGAUGAAGAUUGAUGAUGAGGUACGCACUGCCCCAUGGAACACAACUCGGGCGUUCAUUGCAGCCAUGAAGGGGAAGUGUCUUCUGGAGGUCACAGGGGUCGCUGACCCCACUGGCUGUGGAGAAGGAUUCUCAUACGUUAAAGUCCCUAACAAACCUACACAGCAGAAGGAUGAUCGAGAGCCCCAGCCAGUGAAAAAGACAGUGACAGGGACUGAUGCUGAUCUGAGACGUUUGUCCCUCAAAAAUGCCAAACAGUUGCUCCGCAAGUUUGGAGUUCCUGAGGAAGAGAUAAAGAAACUGUCCCGUUGGGAGGUGAUCGACGUUGUGAGGACCAUGUCUACUGAACAGGCUCGUUCAGGGGAGGGGCCUAUGAGUAAAUUUGCUCGCGGGUCUCGAUUCUCUGUAGCAGAACAUCAGGAACGUUACAAAGAGGAGUGCCAGAGGAUCUUUGACCUGCAGAACAAAGUAUUGGAGUCCACAGAGGUGUUAUCGACGGACACGGACAGCAGCUCAGCGGAGGACAGUGAUUUUGAGGAGAUGGGCAAGAACAUUGAGAACAUGCUGCAGAAUAAGAAGACCAGCUCUCAGCUGAGCAGAGAGAGAGAAGAACAAGAGAGAAAAGAACUGCAGCGGAUGCUGAUGGGAGAGGACAAUGAGAGAGAGAGAGGCCGCAAAGAAAGACGCAAAGGCUCAAGUGCCCUUUCCACCAGCUCUCACAAAGAUGAUGAUGCUUCCUCCGUCACUAGCCUGAACUCUUCAGCAACAGGGCGAAGAUUGAAAAUUUAUCGCACCUUCCGUGAUGAGGAUGGCAAAGAAUAUGUGCGCUGUGAGACUGUACGCAAAGCAUCUGUUAUUGACGCUUACUUGCGGAUACGUACCACUAAGGAUGAUGAUUUCAUUCGCAAGUUUGCAUUGUUUGAUGAGCAGCACAGGGAGGAGAUGAGAAAGGAACGACGAAGAAUUCAGGAGCAGCUGCGGCGCCUCAAACGAAACCAGGAGAAAGAUAAAUUUAAAGGUCCGCCUGAGAAAAAGUCGAAGAAGGCCAAAGAACGACCAGACCUGAAGCUGAAAUGUGGAGCUUGUGGUGCUAUUGGCCAUAUGAGGACCAAUAAGUUCUGCCCGUUGUACUACCAAACCAAUGCCCCACCCUCUAAUCCGGUGGCAAUGACAGAGGAGCAGGAAGAGGAGCUCGAGAAGACUGUGAUCCACAAUGACAAUGAAGAACUUAUUAAAGUAGAAGGAACCAAGAUUGUGCUUGGAAAGCAACUCAUUGAGAGGCCCAUGUAUGACGAACACCUGACUCAACUGGAAAAGGACAUCUCUACUGCUAAAGAAGCUGCUCUGGAUGCUGCAGACCUUGAGAGCUUAGACCUCUUGACCCCUGGACCGUACACGCCGCAGGGUCGUCAUGGCAGAGGCCGAAUGGGCGAGGAUGAGUCUGAUGUGGACAUUGAAGGAUUUGAGGAAGAUGAUGAUGGCAAACCUAAAACACCUGCUCCAGCUGAAGAGGGUGAUCUGGAUGAUGAAGACGAGGAGGAUGAUGAAGACGAGCUCCUCAUGCGGCCACAGAGGCGUAUGCAUAGGGAUGAGGAGGAGGAGGAUGAUGAAUGUUCCAGCCGGCCAGCACAGGCCAGUGUGCUCUACCAGGAUCUGCUGAUGUCAGAUGCAGAAGACGACGCCAGUGAGGAGGAAGGCGAUAAUCCAUUCUCCUCUAUCCAACUGUCAGAGAGUGGCAGUGACAGUGAUGCUGAACUGGGGCAUCAGGAGAGCACCCGGAUUGGACUAGAGCAGGAAGAGAGUAUGAUGUCUUACGAGGGGGAGGGACCUGAUGGGGUAAUGCACAUGGAGGACAGCAAUGUCAGCUACGGCAGCUAUGAUGAUGGAGACAGUCAGAUGCACAGGCAUGUGUCCAGCCCCAGGACAGGAGAACGAGAUGGAGAGGAGGGGUACGGGAUAAGUGAAGAGGAAGAAGAGGAGGAGGAGGAUGAGAGGAGAAGAGGUCCUAGUGUUCUCACACAGGCACAGCUCAGUGAUGAUGAGGAGGACAGUGAAGAAUUCAGAUCCGUUGGCGGAGACAGUGACAUGGAUUCUGACAACUAACACAUGCUGAUUCCUCUUCUGUCAUAUGUUCUGUGUGUAAAUGUCCUGGUGGUUAUCAUGGUGUUGCACAUAACUGUAUAUUUCGUCCUGCUCUUAUGGUUGUGUUUUACAUAUUAUUUUUAUGGGAUGUAUUGAUCCUGUUUGAGGGACUCGGAAAACGUUUGUGAUAAUGAAUGUGAGAAAUACAUUUUUACGAAUCUAAAUUUAACACAUUGUG